Messenger RNA from Rattus norvegicus (Norway rat), 2130 nucleotides. NCBI's taxonomy places the organism in Eukaryota, Metazoa, Chordata, Mammalia, Rodentia, Muridae. The record is from RefSeq and is a predicted model, not a curated record.
UUAGGCGCUAGACUACUUUGAAGGUGGGUUCACUAUCUUCGGAGCGGGGUGUGAAAGCUAGUUCAGUUCCUGAACCCCACAACUGUUCAACAACCUAUUGGUGCCUGACCGGUUUCAGAAGACAGAAUCUGGACGACUAGGACAUUUUCUUUUGAUAAAUACGUUUAUGAAGAUAACUGGGACCCUUGUAGCACAGAAAGCUAAAAGUUUUCCCUCGUACAGCAAGUAACCUUACGUUCUAAUGUCUUCCACGUUUGAGAGCUAGGCAGAUGGUCUAGGCUAGUCAGUCUCCGGAGUUUAUUAUUGUUUGCUAACAAUAUCUAAUUCAAAAUUCUACUAAAAUGCCAAAGCUCCUCUCUGUGCCUGUGUAUUUUUGGAGAAAAUAUUUCUCUCUUUUUUUUUUUUAAUGGAGCUGAGGAACCCAGGGCCCUGUGCUUGCUACGCAACUGCUCUACCACUGAGUUAAAUCCCAACCCCAGUAGAUAUUAUUUCUAAAUGGCUAUUGUUGCCUAAACAAAAGACUCUUGUUGCGGUCGAAAAUGCAACAGCUUCAGGGAAUAAACCUGGGGCUGGGUCAGGAUGCCCAGUAGAGUAAGCCAGUGGACUGCUGUGCUUUGUCUCUGGGCAGAUACUUGUGGAUGUUGCCAAAUAGCUCAUAGUUAGAGGGUGGAGAAGGGGUGUGGCCACCCUUCUGGCUCCUUUGCUAUCCUUUCUCUGUUCUGCUUGCUUAAAGUGGGGACAGGGAUACUUAAUCCCACACUGACCUAGCCAUUCAAGAUGUUCCUCAGCAUAGGCAAAGUGCCUCGGGCUGAAGAAAUGUGUCUAAAUAUGUUAUUCUGAGCUGUAGAGAACCAUUUUUUCAUUUUCCUUUGAACUUUAGAUUUUGAUUUAUGAGAUUGGGUUUUUCUGUGGGUAGUUUUGUCUAUCCUGGAACUAAUUCUGUAAACCAGCCUGGCCUUGAUCUCACAGAGGUCUGCUUCCCUCUGCUUCUGGAGUGCUGGAAUUAAAGGUGUGCUCCACCAUUGCCCAGCACUUCUAUGAACUUCUGAUUAUGACAGCAUUAGAUUCAGAUGCUCAAACCUGUUUACCAUCGCCUUCCUCACCUGCUCCAAAGUUCUCAUAGACAAGAGCCUUGGUCCAGCACCCUCCCCAACCCCACCCCCAUUGUUAUUGCAGGUACUCAUAUGACAGAGGUACCAGCUUUGUCUCUGGUUUAAGCAGGUGAGCUCUUCAAACCUAGGCCAUGGGAAAGUAUGAAGCCUGAACGCAGAACAAUAGCCACAAGACAGUGGACCAGGAGUACCGUGGCCUACCACACUAGGUCUACAGCCAAGAAGAAGAGGGUGUCUGUAAGGAGGAUGAGCACACCAUCCUUCCAGAAGCGGAAGAGGAAGAGGCCUUCUCCCCAGUCCCUGGGGAACAUUGUGGGGUGUAGAAUUUCACACGGAUGGAAGGAAGGCGAUGAGCCUGUCACCCAAUGGAAGGCCAUAGUUCUAGAUCAACUGCCAACAAAUCCCUCUCUCUAUCUGGUCAAGUAUGAUGGAGUUGAUUGUGUCUAUGGACUGGCACUUCACAGUGAUGAGAGGAUUUUAAAGCUUAAGGUCUUGACUCACAAAGUUGUGUUUCCUCAAGUGAAAGACGCCCAUCUCGCAAGUGCCAUGGUUGGCCGUGCUGUGGAGCAUAAAUUUGAGGGCAAACAUGGCUCUAAGGACAACUGGAGGGGGGUGGUCCUAGCCCAGGUGUCAAUCAUGAAGGACUGGUUUUACAUCACCUAUGAGAAAGAUCCAGUCCUAUAUAUCUAUCAACUCCUGGAUGAUUACACAGAAGGUAAUCUCCGUAUCAUUCCAGAGAUUUCGCCAGCAGAGGUGAAGUCAGAAGUUGGCAGCGACAUCUUAACAGGUCAAUGUGUGCAGUUCACCAGAAGUGAUGGGUCCAAAAAGAUCGGCAAAGUCAUUUACCAAGUUCUAGCCAAGCCUUCCGUGUACUUCAUCAAGUUUGAUGGCGACGUCCACAUCUAUGUCUAUAAUCUGAUGGAAAAGAUCCAUUAAGAUACCCAAUGGCCUUUGACAACCCCAGUAUCUUUUCCAGUGGAAUUUGUUUUUGCUCUAAAAAUUAAAAUGUGUGAUGUGA